CGCGUUGUCGAUGAUUCACCUGCCCCUUUCCAGCCAGGUCACUCAUAUGUGAGCGUGGCGCCGCAGGGUAAUGUAACAAUUUUGGCAAAAUGAGCUCGGAAUUUACGGAAGGAGGCCAUGCUGGGAGUGAUGUCGAUCUUACCAGCCUCAACUGGCUACACAAUCUCAAUAUCAUGAGUAUCUCAUCUUUGCCAACACCACCGUCCUCACCUGGACCAUCUCCACUGCCCGUUCACACUCAGCAACAGCCACUACAGCGAAAUUCUCACUCCACAGUACCUGUUGCAAACAUAGAAGAUUAUCGCAACUGUGGAGACCGUAAACCUCCUUACUCCUAUGCUACUCUGAUAUGUAUGGCCAUGGGUGCCAAUAGCAACAAAAUGACGCUUUCUGCUAUAUACAGCUGGAUUCGUGAGAACUUCCUUUAUUACCGAAAUGCUGAUCCUAGUUGGCAGAACUCAAUACGUCACAAUCUGUCACUAAACAAGUGUUUUGUGAAAGUACCUCGCUCUAAAGAUGAACCAGGUAAGGGUGGUUUCUGGCGGCUGGAUGUGGAUCAGUUGGAAGAAGGGCGAAGAAGGAAAAGACGCUGUAGCACUCAAAGUGGUAGCAACGUAAAAUCAGCCACGGCAAAGGUUAAAGUAAGAUCUAUACAAUGUGAGAAAAAAGAUCAACAACAAAAGAAAUUGCAGCAGCAGCCACAGCAUGUGCAACCACAGCUGCAGCAACAACACCAGCCACAACUACUGGCAAAUCCUACAACACCUGCAAUGUGUCUCAGCACAUCACACCAACAACAACUACUUAGUGCACCUUCAAUGGUUCCUACUGUUGUCUCUGUCUCUACUAAUUCGGUCACUGAUUCUACUUCAAAUUCUAAUUUUGUAACUUCCAACACAUCCAGCAAUGCUCCAAUUGUCAUUGGUGAAGAUGAUUUGGCCACUAUGCUGCUGGCAAGUGAAGGAUGGGAUACAGCUCAGAUAGAGCUUCUUGACUGGUUGCUUGAUACACUAUAA
This is a messenger RNA of Schistocerca cancellata (South American locust), 1016 nucleotides long. Its product is annotated as forkhead box protein J1.2-like. Gene Ontology annotation, biological process: regulation of transcription by RNA polymerase II. The transcript is spliced from 4 exons. The record is from RefSeq and is a predicted model, not a curated record. Gene Ontology annotation, molecular function: RNA polymerase II cis-regulatory region sequence-specific DNA binding; DNA-binding transcription factor activity, RNA polymerase II-specific. Bases 90 to 1016 code for a protein of 308 amino acids. Lineage: Eukaryota; Metazoa; Arthropoda; Insecta; Orthoptera; Acrididae.